Messenger RNA from Nicotiana tabacum (common tobacco), 1434 nucleotides. Its product is annotated as bifunctional nitrilase/nitrile hydratase NIT4A. The record is from RefSeq and is a predicted model, not a curated record. Gene Ontology annotation, molecular function: nitrile hydratase activity; nitrilase activity. NCBI's taxonomy places the organism in Eukaryota, Viridiplantae, Streptophyta, Magnoliopsida, Solanales, Solanaceae. Gene Ontology annotation, biological process: detoxification of nitrogen compound.
AUCUCUUCUCCAAAAAGGAUAUACACCAACAUCCUUAUUUUACUGACAUUGCCAAAACACCGUGACAAAGAGGCAAAAUCCACACAAAACACAUCUGCAAAUUCAGAAUCAGAUAACGAAAUAAGCGCAAAACUAAGAAAAAAUGGCUUUGGUCCCAACCCCAGCAGUGAAUGAAGGCCCUUUGUUUGCUGAAGUGGAUAUGGGAGAUAAUUCCUCCACCCCCACUGUCCGUGCCACUGUAGUUCAGGCCUCUACCAUCUUUUACGACACCCCUGCCACUCUUGUUAAAGCAGAGAGGCUGCUUGCAGAAGCGGCUUCUUAUGGUGCUCAGCUUGUGGUGUUUCCUGAAGCAUUUAUCGGUGGUUAUCCGCGUGGAUCAACUUUUGGUGUCUCAAUUGGGAAUCGAACAGCCAAGGGGAAGGAGGAGUUUCGCAAAUAUCAUGCUUCUGCCAUUGAUGUGCCAGCAAUGGCUGGAAAAUACAAGGUGUACUUAGUGAUGGGUGUUAUUGAGAGAGAUGGAUACACACUAUAUUGCACCGUGCUUUUCUUCGACUCUCAGGGUCACUUUCUUGGAAAGCAUCGGAAGAUAAUGCCAACAGCGUUGGAGCGGAUAAUUUGGGGUUUUGGCGACGGAUCAACAAUUCCAGUUUAUGACACUCCACUUGGAAAAAUAGGUGCUGCAAUAUGUUGGGAGAACAGAAUGCCACUUCUAAGGACCGCAAUGUAUGCUAAAGGAAUUGAGAUAUAUUGUGCACCUACAGCUGAUUCUAGGGAUGUGUGGCAGGCAUCAAUGACCCACAUUGCAUUGGAGGGUGGUUGUUUUGUUUUAUCAGCCAAUCAGUUCUGUCGAAGGAAAGAUUAUCCCCCUCCACCUGAAUAUGUUUUUUCCGGCACAGAAGAAGAUCUUACACCAGAUUCCAUUGUUUGUGCUGGUGGUAGUGUAAUUAUAUCGCCAUCAGGGGCUGUGCUGGCCGGACCAAAUUAUGUAGGGGAGGCGCUCAUCUCAGCUGAUCUAGAUCUUGGAGAAAUAGCUCGAGCCAAGUUUGAUUUUGAUGUGGUUGGGCACUAUGCAAGACCUGAAGUUCUUAGCUUGAUCGUGAGGGAUCAUGCGGUGAGCCCUGUUAGUUUCACUUCUACAUCCAGUAAAGCAGAGAGCUCUCCCAAAUGACAAGGACCUGUUUACAUAUGCAUCUUGUACGUUGCUGAGCCGUCCAAAGUAGUCAGAAACUCCGGGCUGUUUGUUUCAGUGUGAGUUGACAAAUUUCCGCCUCUUUGCGAAGGUUGUAUAGUAGUCCUUUGUUAUUUUAUCUGCUGUGUACAUACAUCCCUUGAGACUUGCCAAUUGGCCAACUCAAUGUCUUUUUUGUAUGAGAAACAUGUUGAUAGUCAAUCCUGGUCAAUGAAAAACCCUGUUGUCUUGGUUGUUUUCUAUAA